Messenger RNA from Micromonas commoda, 1127 nucleotides. RefSeq lists its product with no specific name. NCBI's taxonomy places the organism in Eukaryota, Viridiplantae, Chlorophyta, Mamiellophyceae, Mamiellales, Mamiellaceae. The record is from RefSeq and is a predicted model, not a curated record. Gene Ontology annotation, molecular function: ferrous iron binding; broad specificity oxidative DNA demethylase activity; oxidative RNA demethylase activity. The transcript has a single exon. The coding region runs from base 47 to 1051 and encodes 334 amino acids. Gene Ontology annotation, biological process: oxidative RNA demethylation. Gene Ontology annotation, cellular component: cytoplasm; nucleus.
CGCGCGGGGAGGGGAGACGGACGUCGGUCGACGGACCCGCGACGCCAUGGGACAUGACACGCUCGUGACGUCGCUCAAAACCGCGCUCGGCCCCGGCCCGUACCGGUCCUUCCGCGCCACGAGCCACGCGCUUCAGCUCGGCGACGUCUCCCCCGAUGUGUGGUACGGCACCGCGAGUCGAGCGGUGAGGGACGCGGACCUCCUGGACGCGGUCGUCCGUUCGAUUCCCGACGCGGGCGUUCGUUCGGAGGUGGAACGCGCGCAUCGCGACCGCGUCGACGCCGGCGCGGGCGCGUCGACGAGCGAGGAGGAGGCGCGCGUCAUGGGCGAGAAGGGGAGCGUCGCGGAGGUGCUCGCGCCGGGGCUGGUGUGCCUCAGACGGGCGAUCGACCUGGAGACGCAGGCGUGGCUCGCCGAGCGCGCGUUCGAGGUGGGCGAGGGGAAGGACGGGAGGCAGGGAUUCUACAACACAGUGCCGGGAGACGCGCCGGGAGACGCGCCGGUGCUCAGGCUCAAUCAGGGCACCAGAGGAAGGGUCAUCCUCCCAGUCUCCGACUUUCCAGAGAGACUCGGGCGCAUCGUUCGCGGCUGCGUCCGGUGCGCGCAGACGGCGGACUCGUGCACGAACGUCCCCGACAUGAACCCGACGACCGCGCUGGUCAACUUCUACAAAGAGGGCGCCAAGUUCAAGUGGCACAGGGACAGCGAGGAUCCCGCGCACGCCAGACACGACACCGGGCCACCCAUCGUGAGCUUCACCGUCGGACUCUCGGCGGAUUUUUCGUACAAGAACCGGUUCGAAGACGCGACGCACCGCACCGUUCGUUUAAACAGCGGCGACGUCUUGCUCUUCGGUGGACCGUCGCGGAUGAUCGUGCACUCGGUCACCGGCGUCGUGCCGAGGACGAUGCCGCCGAUGCUGAGGGGAAGGAUGUUACACGGUCGGUUGAACGUCACCGUUCGCGACAUCGGCAGAGGCGUCAUCGAUUCCUCGAUGUUCCCCGCGUACAGGGUCAGCUACGGCGGCGUGCAGAGCGAAGACUCGUACUGAAAACUAGUCUACGACGACUCGGAUAGAUUUCGUCGAAAACUAAUCAACCAGUGCCAAACCAACUCAGAUGUUCUCC